ACGGCUGCGGAAGCAUCUCGUUGCUGAAUGAAUCGCCGAAGAACGAAUUUUCGGUCACAUGCCGUCUACUCUUCUGCAACUGUGCUGUUCUGCUAUGGAAACCCUUGCUCCUAAGCUUCCAUCUUUGAAGGUCCUAAACCCUAGUUCAUCCUCUUCCUCCCCCUCCUGCUCUACAGCUCGGAGCUCCUCAUCUCUGCGGGCCGGGUUACGCAGGCCUUUUUCUCUUUCCAUAUCGGCUUCAGCAGUCCGAGAAGGCGACCCGGCUGUCGGAUCCGUUUCGCUUGGUCACGUCACUCGAACAGAUUUCCCCAUUCUCCACCAGGAAGUCAAUGGCUCAAGACUUGUCUACUUGGACAAUGCUGCUACUUCUCAGAAGCCGACUGCUGUUUUGAAGGCUUUACAGAAUUAUUAUGAAGCUUACAAUUCAAAUGUGCACCGUGGGAUUCAUUUUUUGAGUUCGAAGGCAACAGAUGCGUAUGAGUUAGCUAGAAAGAAGGUGGCAGCUUUUAUCAAUGCAUCGGAAUCUACAGAGAUUGUUUUCACGAGGAAUGCUACUGAAGCCAUCAAUCUGGUAGCUUACUCUUGGGGCCUGUCAACUUUAAAACCAGAAGAUGAGGUAGUCCUCACAAUUGCUGAACAUCACAGUGCCAUUGUUCCUUGGCAACUUGUAGCUCAAAAGACUGGUGCUGUUUUAAAAUUUGUGAAUUUAGAUGAAACUGAAUCUCCCGAUAUAGAAAAGCUAAGACAAAUGCUUUCGAGGAAGACAAAAAUUGUUGUUGUUCAUCAUGUCUCAAACGUGCUUGCUUCUGUUCUUCCAAUUGAAGAGAUUGUGGGUUGGGCACAUGAUGUUGGGGCAAAAGUUCUUGUGGAUGCUUGUCAGAGUGUUCCACAUAUGGCCGUCAAUGUCCAGGAUCUUGAUGCGGACUUUCUUGUUGCUUCUUCUCACAAGAUGUGUGGGCCUACAGGCAUGGGAUUCUUAUAUGGUAAGAGAGAGCUCCUGUCGGCCAUGCCUCCAUUCCUAGGUGGUGGAGAAAUGAUAUCUGAUGUAUUUCUUGAUCAUUCCACUUAUGCAGAACCUCCGUCCAGAUUUGAGGCUGGUACACCUGCAAUUGGGGAAGCAAUUGGAUUAGGAGCAGCAAUUGAUUAUUUAUCAGGAAUUGGCAUGCAAAAGAUACAUGAAUAUGAGUUGGAACUGGCUAAAUAUCUGUAUGAGAACCUUCUUUCAGUCCCCAAUAUUCGCAUCUAUGGCCCAGUACCGUCGGGAAAUACAAACCGUGCUGCUCUCUGCUCUUUCAAUGUUGAGAACAUUCACCCUACAGAUAUUGCAACUUUUCUUGACCAACAGCAUGGAGUGGCUAUCAGAUCAGGUCACCAUUGUGCCCAACCCCUUCAUCGUUAUUUAGGAGUCAAUGCAAGCGCACGCGCUAGCCUCCACUUCUAUAACACUAAAGAGGACGUUGACGAUUUUGUCCGGGCGCUCAACGACACAGUCAGCUUCUUCAAUUCUUUCAAGUAGAGUUGAUUGUUCUGCUCCCUGACCGGGUUUAGAUUUUUAUCUCAACUAUCCUGCUAAUACAACUAAGUUUUAUAGGUGGGUCUUUUUAGUUCUGUUUCACCCUCAUUUAGUAUUGUAUCUGCAUCCCUCACCCAUGAUGUAAUCUAUUUUAUAAAGUGGGACCAAGGCAUAAGAUAUUUGAUAUCCCAAUAUAAUACAUGAUUUAUCUUUA
This is a messenger RNA of Juglans microcarpa x Juglans regia, 1727 nucleotides long. RefSeq names its product cysteine desulfurase 1, chloroplastic. The record is from RefSeq and is a predicted model, not a curated record. Bases 59 to 1516 code for a protein of 485 amino acids. NCBI's taxonomy places the organism in Eukaryota, Viridiplantae, Streptophyta, Magnoliopsida, Fagales, Juglandaceae. The transcript is spliced from 10 exons. Gene Ontology annotation, molecular function: pyridoxal phosphate binding; cysteine desulfurase activity.